UGGAACUGGGACUUCAACCCCGAGAUUGUUGUCAGUGCCAGUGCCAGUGAGAGCUGACCACCGUCCAUCCGAGUCGGCCUGCCGCAGGCUUCGCACUGCCAACUGUGGUCUUCCAACAUCUCCACAGGUACACUGGAAUCCAGCAACCUUUUCUGGCCCUCCUCCAGCAAAGGGCCGCAAGUCCGACAUUGUGAGGUGCAGAUUGUUUGGGUUGGAAAGAGUCCGUGCGAUACAACCGAACAACUCAAAAUCUCUCCGACUUAACCCUCCGCGCUUACCAGGCGCAUACUUAUAAUUCACCUCUUGUUCCUUAUCCCAGCGUGCGACGUCCACGAAUGCUGUUCCGCUGACCUCAAUUGGUCCUACAACCAUCAACAAUGGCCUCAUGGCGGCCUGAUGCGCGCCGCGACAAUGAGGGCGAGAGAAGCUCUGAUACCGAACCUUUCCCUGCCAUGCCCGAAUCCUCUGAUGCUGAACCCUCUACGACUACUUUCACUACAACGACUACGACGACCACAACAGUUCCUUCACGAGGGAGGCCAUAUACCGUCACAACGACGCACCCACCUGUCCAGAUUCAAAACCCGCCUUCCGAUCAGAUUCCAGUGACCAUUGUCUCCCCACCCUCCGAACCGCCCAACAACGCACCUGCGACUAGGUCAACUGUGGUUCAGACUCUGCCAUCUCAAGUGAAUAGGCUACGGCCCAUUGGAAUCAAGAGAUUACGAUCAACCGACUUCAAUCGGCAACAGGAUGGAGGAGACACAACGCCUGGUACUGCUAGUGGAAAUGUUAGCCGAUCUUCUUCACUUCGGGGACGCAGCUCCUCUGCACCGCAACAUGCUACAGCCUUUGCUAGCUCGUCCAGCAGCACCGGAAAGCAAACCCCAAGACACUCGCAUCUCUCGACGGUGACAGAAGGAACACCGAUUGAUCGCGUACCUACCAACGAGGCCUCUAGUAGUGGGCCUAGCCGGAGACGGAGUGUCAGUAAUGCUGCACGGUCGAUGGUGAGCAGACUCAGCGAUCACUCGACAGAGCGUCGGGAUCAUCAAGGGCCGGAGUAUGAAUCCGAGGUGGUCGACUUGUUAGACGUUCUUGAUCCCGAGGUCUCUACAUUGACCACUUUGACCAACGUACAAAAUUCAUUGUUCGUCCCGGACCUAGGUAAAUGGCUGAACCGAAGACCGACGUACGAACUAAGUCGCCAAACAACCGGUCGGGAAAGGCCACCAACGAUCGGAGAAAGGGAUACGACGGGGAUGAAGCCAGUCAUUAGCGAAACCACCCCGGAAGAAGGAUUCACUGAAGUCGAGCCCGAAGAGGGAACAAGCGUCACCCCUGCGGUACAACGGACGUGGUCCUGGCAACGAAAACCACAACUAGAACGCACCCACAGUCUUUCGUCCAUGGUAUCAGAAUCUCACUAUGCUGUCCUGCCUCAUGGUGUUCGUUUGGAAGACUGGAGCCCCGAAGACAUAGACGCCCUGGAUGACCACGUGCGACACAUGUUGCACUCGAAACGCUCCAAAUUCAAGCAAAGCAUGGUUGCUUUCGGCAAGUAUGUCCGAAAACCUCUUGGAUUUUUCGUGACCUUGUAUGCGACUCUGAUAACCUUAUUUGGUCUGGCUUGGGUCCUUUGCUUGAUCGGUUGGAUCUAUGUCGGCGACCGCCAAUCCUACAUUAUCAACGUUGUUGACAAUGUGCUUGUUGCUCUAUUUGCCGUGGUUGGUGAUGGCCUCGCUCCAUUCCGGGCAGUCGACACCUACCACAUGAUCUUCAUCGCCCACUAUCAUCACCUGACUUGGCGGUUACGGCGCGAAAAGGGCCUACCACAACUUCACGAUCACAACGACCUCCCAGCUCGGACUGAGAAGGAUGCCGAUCCCGAAGCCGGCAAAACGGAGCAAUCGGAAUUCUCAGUCCUUACACCCAAGCAACAGCAGAAGUUGAUGCACCACCAGGCAAAGUUUGCAAAGUCUCACUCCUUCUACAAGCCGCACGAGACGUCGACGCACUAUGCAUUCCCGUUGCGACUGUUGGUGGCCAUUGUGGUGUUAUUGGAUUGCCACUCCCUGCUCCAGAUUUCCCUGGGCACAUGUACUUGGAGCAUCGAUUACCGUGUGCGACCGGCCGCGCUGACUGCGACCAUCCUCUCAUGCUCGAUCACCUGCAACAUCACCGGAGGCAUCUUGAUUGCCAUUGGUGACCGCAAGACGCGGAAAAAAGAUGUGGCGGAACAGCUUAAGAGGCAAGAACUGACAUCACUCGCGAUCAAGAAGGUAGAGAAACAUAGGAGGGAAAGAGAAGAACACUUGCGGCAGGCCGAAUAUCCGGAAAAUUUCGAAGUUAUUGACGAAGAAACUGCCGACCAGAUGAGAUCACCGUCGCGUUCACGUUCACGUUCACGUUCACCCUCUCUUUGAAAAAUACUCCCAUGGUCCAUUGCACACCAACCGAGCGAGGCGCAGGAUGUACAGUUUAUGGUUCGACUAAUGUUACUCUGAUUUUCGCAAGUAUUGCAGGUUGCGCAGAACUGGCAAGGACUGGCCCGGAGAUUCAGGGACUGGGCAGGCAGCCUUUGGCCAAGUUAUCUAUCUGGAUACAUCCACAGCUUUGGAAUUGAAAUUAUGUUAUCACAGGGCAAUAAUUCCAAAUUUCCGAGCUAGAUCAUAGUAUCUCGAGGGAUUAAGACGAUAUCUGGGGAAGAUGAUAUUACGCUUUUCUAUUAAACUUGGCGAGGAUCUCUUCGAGUACGUGUACUUCUACUAGUCUAUCUCGAGCCUCUCUUCUUAAUAAGAUCCUCGUAACAUAAUUUCAUUAAUUCAUAACCCU
This is a messenger RNA of Exophiala dermatitidis NIH/UT8656, 2835 nucleotides long. RefSeq lists its product as uncharacterized. The transcript is spliced from 4 exons. Lineage: Eukaryota; Fungi; Ascomycota; Eurotiomycetes; Chaetothyriales; Herpotrichiellaceae. The record is from RefSeq and is a predicted model, not a curated record. The coding region runs from base 378 to 2426 and encodes 682 amino acids.